Closterium sp. NIES-67 is the source of this 4387-nucleotide messenger RNA. The record is from the annotation of a GenBank genome assembly. Lineage: Eukaryota; Viridiplantae; Streptophyta; Zygnematophyceae; Desmidiales; Closteriaceae.
UGGGAGCACCCGCCAGUGGUUUCGCUAGUGGGUGAGCGAGCCUGGGCGGAGGGAUCCCAACAUUGCCAACGCUGGCCAAAACCCACCGACGAAUUCUUUCCCAGAGCCAACCUCGACUCGGCUGCUUGGGUGCUUUCCCGCCGCGGAAUGUGAAAAGGGCAACGCGAGGCGACCAAAACGAGCCGCUAUUUUUUUCCUUUGACGGAAAAGGCUCGGAACUACGCGGCAAAAGACCCUCAACGGCUUACGAAUACCGGGAAAAAACGAAAUACGAGUCUUGCUGGGAGGUUCGACACGAGAUUCGGGAGACUUGGUGAAUUGAAUGGGGACACGGAAUUGAAUUGUUGAAGUGAAUGUGAUUCGAGCGGCGGACGAACCUACUGCUGGGGUCAAUGCGACUCGAAGUAGCAUGCGGCCAUGGCCGAUUGCUUUUGAGUCAGAGCCGAGUGGAUGAGAAAAUGAGCGAGUUUUGGAGGGAAAGAGAGGGCUUCUCCAGUGUUGCUACUCUCCUCCAAUCUUCAUACAGGACUGUUGCCAUUGAAUUAUCAAAUCUGUUCUGCGGAAUGUGGAUUUGUGAAGGACCGCAUCCAAAUACCUUGGCGUACUAUCACCAUAAGGUAUACGGGAUCCUCACAUCAAUUAGAAACGCACUACACGUGUAGCGUGAGUAGCCUCCGUUGACACAUUAGCACCGCGUUAUUGGCGUGAUUCCCUCGUCACGAUGGUCGCUGGACCCUCGCCGUCGAAUCCAUGGCUGCAGUCGCGGAACGAAUGCGGCGAUGCCUGGCAUUCGCUGCCUACCGGCUCGCCACACUCAGCGGCGACGUGGGACGUGAUCGACACGCCACCACAAGCGCGGAGCCCGCAAGUGGAAUACAGCCGAGCCAGGAGCACUCCCAAUAGCAGCAGCUGCAGGCGCAACACCCCAGGUACCGGCAGACCCCGCAGCUGGCUUCCGCCUCCCCCUUCCCUGCCGCCAUGCUCCCACCAGUCGCCCGCGCAACCCUCCCCGCGUUCCCCUCCGUUUUCCGCGUGUUCCCCUUCUGCGCGAUUCCUACCGCCUUCACCGCGGAAAGAGCUUCCGCAGAUUAGCUCCCGUCCUUCCUCGCACGCUGCCUACCGCCGCAUACCCGCACUCGCCGUCUGUGCUGCCCCGCGCGCUACGCCCGCCGCGAAUGCCGCGAGGCCUGCCGCGUCGGACGGCUACCGCCUGCUGCCCACCGCGCCGUGCCUCGCGGAGGACUCCGCCGCCGUGCCGCACGCGCGCAUGAACGACGCCGAGGCCGCGGGGAACGCGGGGGACGACGAGGGGGAAUGCGGGGACGGUGGCGCGGAGAUGGGGAAGAGGGGGACGAACGGGGAGAGCGGAGAGGGAAUGGCGAGGGAAGGAGGUGGCGCGGAGCAGGCGGAGCAACGGGAAGCCGAGCGAACGUUGCCCGCGCGACUGGAGGAGUGGCGGUUGCCCGCGCGACUGGAGGAUGGCGGGCGCGCGCUGUUGCGGAGAGUGCGCCGAGGGGGCUGUCCGCCGUACAUGCGCAACGACGUGUGGCCGCUGCUGCUGGGCAUCCACGCGCUGAGCAGCACGGAGGAGGAGCGCGCGCAGCAGCGCAGGGCGCAGGGCGCGUGCUACCAGAAGCUGCGCAUGUGCGCGCGCAUCCUCUCCAACCUGCACCGCCAGUCGCCCUCCGACCGCGCUGCCGUCACCGCUGUCGUCUCCCACGUCUGGACCACCGUCUCCGCCGCCCGCCCCGCUCUCGCUGCCUCUCACGCUGCUCCCUCGCAUGCUCCCUCACAUGCACAUAGUCCGACCACACUGCCCCACUCUCCCAAUCCCCCCCACUUGCACACGCUGCAUCGCCAGGCCAUUGUGGGGAAAGGGGGGUCUCCAUGCAGCGGGGGCCGCGGGAAUGGGGCGCCAUGUAGUGCCAGUCCGGACAGUCGGUGCCGCGGCACAAGCAGUGAGAAUGAGGGUGGUGAUGGGGCUGGGAACCGCACUGGUAGCAGGACUGGCCUUCCAACCCCCACCACUCAUCCUCCCACUGCCACCACGAGAACCACCGUGACGACUACUACGAGCACGAGCAUCACCUCCCCCCAGCCGUCCCCUUCCCCCGUGGUAGCUGCCUCUCCGGCGUCGGCGCCCCUGGUGCUGCACGACCCUGUGGCGCUGCUGGCGGACUUCGGCGCGUGGCAGCGCGCCAUCCGCCUGGACGCCAUGCGCCUCAGCGCGCACUGGAACCCCUUCUGGGGCACGGGCGACGGGGACGACGGCGAGGAGGGCGGGGAGGGCGGGGGAGAGGCACGGGUGGCGUGGGCGCAAGACAGACAGGGGGCAGGAGGGGCGAGGGGGGCAGGGAGAGGAGCAGGCAAGAGUUGUUUGGAUGGGGGGAGGGCCGGGGGGGAGUUAGUUUGUGCUUCAGCGCCAGACACUGACGUUGGGCUUUGUGAAAGGAACUGUAGCAACGACAGUAGCUACGGCAGCAUCAUAAGCAUGAGCAGUAUUGGCAGCAGCAGGAGCAACAGCAGCAGCAGCGGUGCAGAGUGGUGCGCGCAGGUUCAUGAGGAGGAGGAGGCGGUAGAAGCAGCGUUGGACGAGGUGCAGCUGGGCGAGGAGGAGGGGCUGAUGCGGCACACAGCAGCGCAGCGCAUGCACGUGGCGCGCGUGGUGGCGGUGCUGGAGGCGUACACGCUCGUGGAUCCCGAGGUCGGGUACUGCCAGGGCAUGUGCGACGUGGCGGCGCCCUUCGUGGCCACCAUGCCGGAGAACGCGGAUGCGUUUGCGGCCUUCUUUGCAUUCAUGCACGGCAGGUGGUGGAGCACAGCGGGUAGCUGCACCACCAACCACUCACGCACACCCCACAGCCCCUACCAGCACCACCUCUCACCGUCCUCCCCCUCUCCAUCUCACACCAUUUCCUCUCCGUUUACCUCUUCCCCGUUUUCCUCCUUCCGCCCCUCCUCCUCCACCCAAUGCGUGAGGUCGCCGUACCGUCCUCCCUCGUCGACUUCCCUCUUCCCCUCCGCAUCCUCCUCCUCCACCCGCGCCACACAGGGAUGGAGCCCCAAGCUGCAAGGCGGGGUGCGCAGGCUGGGGGCUGCCAUUGUGCCGCUGCCACACCGCCACCAGCGCCCAAGCCAGCAGCAGCAGUUGUCCCCGCACCAGCUCAUGCAGCAGCAGCAGCAGCAGCAUCAUAGCAGUGCGCACUGGUCUCCUGGUGGUGGGACAGGCACGCCUGAAAGGUGGGAGAGGAGUGGGUACCAGCAUGCAGUGAAGAUUGCCAGUGCAUGUCACACAGGGAAUAGCAGCAGCAGUCGCAGAAUCCUCCAAGACACAGACAUCAAGACUGGCAGCAGCAGACUCCCCUUACAGAGAGAGUCUUUCCACCAUGCAGCACGGCCCCCCGCCACAGCCUGCGCAUACCCCCCCUUCCACCGAGCCACCUCUCUGCCCAACCCAACCACCCCGGCGCCCCCGCUCUCUCCAGCCACACCCCCUCCUUGCCCUGCCUCGUGCGCAUCCCCCCCUGACGUGCACGGCAUGCGCCUCAACUUCCUGCUGGACGAGUCGGGCAUCCACCGCCAGCUCGCAGCGCUGGGCCGCAUCCUCCGCCUCGCAGACCCCGAGCUGUACGGCCACCUGCGCGACAUGGGCGGCGGGGACUGUCUGUUUGCGUACCGCAUGGUGGUUGUGGGCAUGCGGCGGGACCUGCCCCUGGCACAGACGCUCUUGCUGUGGGAGGUGUGCUGGGCUGACGCGCUGGCUGCUGCCAUGGUGGAGGGAGCACAAGAGCAGCAGAGGGAGCAGGCGCAGGUGGGGAAAGAAGAGGAGGGGAAGCAGUUGGCGUGCAAGAUGGGGAUGAGCAGUGAGCAGGUGUGGGUUGGGGAGGUGUCUGGGUUUGACGAUCACAAGGAGAACGUCGUGAUGGCAGAGGGCGCAGCAGAUUACAUGGAUGGGAGGAGUGGAUAUGGCAACCGGCAGCCAGGGGGUGUCAAGGCUCCUCUAACCCAUACUAGCAAGGUGUGCACAGCAAAAGAACCCUGUGUGGAUGGAAGAGGGUUGCAUUGCUGUGUGCCUGUGAUUUCUCCAUGUCUUCUUGACAAGAAGCAGCAGGGCUGUCCUGCUGAGGGAGAGGAGGAAGAGGAGCUGGGAUCGCCAACAGGGAGCCUCCUUCUGUUUGUUGUGGUGGUGCUGAUAUGCUCCCAACGGAAUGCGCUUCUGGAGUGUGAAGGCUUGGAUGAAAUUUUGCUGCUUUGCCACGGUGUUACCAAGCAGAAUAAUUUGGACCUUCGUCAAGUAAUUGCGGAGGCAAGACUAUUGGCAGUGAGGUUGUAUGGUUGUUGGUGACAUGCGAAAUGUUGUGAUUUACAAUAUAUUGGUAUUUCUCUU